AUGGCCCCGCAAGCUAGUACUGUUCUUCUGCGAUACCUAGAGAAUGGCCACAUCACCCAGCCAGACGUUCCUCCGAACAAGCCCACAUCGGGCCAAGUCUCGGUGUAUGCCACCACCCAAGCCCGGGAUGAUGACAAAUUUACCGCUAUUCAUGGCCAAUGGACAGCUGAUAAGACUGGAGGUGACCAACGUGGCUUUCUCUUGACAGUUACGCCAUUCGAUGACGGUCGUUGUUUCCAGUUCGACCCUACUGGACACAGUGCAAUCGCGACCAACCGAAGCAACACAUUCGGUCCAGGACCCUCGACCACAGAGACACCCAACAGAUGGUGUGGAACCACCAUCAAGCUGAACGACGAAACAGGUAAUCCAUUUCCCAACGGAACCCUCGUCACACUCUAUUGGGUGUGGGAUUGGCCGACAUACGUACCUGGCAAUCCCGGCACCUCCCUGGCUAUAUUGAACGAGACUUACACAUCUUGCAUGGAGGUGGAGAUUGUCUGA
Molecule: messenger RNA, 504 nt
Organism: Exophiala oligosperma
Lineage: Eukaryota; Fungi; Ascomycota; Eurotiomycetes; Chaetothyriales; Herpotrichiellaceae
Exons: 1
Coding region: 1-504 (167 amino acids)
Source: RefSeq, a predicted model, not a curated record